Molecule: messenger RNA, 2109 nt
Organism: Hyaena hyaena (striped hyena)
Lineage: Eukaryota; Metazoa; Chordata; Mammalia; Carnivora; Hyaenidae
Gene: HCK
Product: HCK proto-oncogene, Src family tyrosine kinase
Exons: 13
Coding region: 288-1796 (502 amino acids)
Biological process (GO): innate immune response; cell differentiation; protein phosphorylation
Cellular component (GO): extrinsic component of cytoplasmic side of plasma membrane
Molecular function (GO): signaling receptor binding; ATP binding; non-membrane spanning protein tyrosine kinase activity
Source: RefSeq, a predicted model, not a curated record
CCCAGAGGGCCGGUGGGUGCCACGGAGUCGCUGGUCCCAGCCGGGGCGCACCGCUGGGUCCUAGAGGCGAGACGAGCGGGGGAGGACGCGGGCAGUUCUGCCCCAGGGGAGCCGAGAAGCCACGCGGCGCCCGCCGAGGCCCCUCAGAGCGCCCUGCUUGCCUCUCGAACGUCAGCCCGUCUCCCUUAGGGCGCGGGCGCCCCGGGCCGCCGGGGGCCGCCAAGCUGGGGGGGCGCCCCAGCUGCGAGGAUCCGGGCUGCCCGCAGGACGAGGAGCGGGCGCCCAGGAUGGGAUGCAUGAAGUCCAAGUUCCUCCAGGACAGAGGCAAGGUCUCGAAAACGGAGCACAGUGCCCCGCACAGCCCUCUGUAUGUGCCAGAUCCUACGUCUGCGGGCAAGCGGCGGCCUGGCAACAGCAAGGACAACCCACCAGGGCCACUGGAGGAUCCUGAUGACACCACCGUGGUUGCCCUGUAUGACUACAAGGCCAUUCACCACGAAGACCUCAGUUUCCAGAAAGGAGAUAAAAUGGUGGUCCUGGAAGAGUCUGGAGAGUGGUGGAAGGCUCGAUCCCUGGCCAGUGGGAAAGAAGGCUACAUUCCAAGCAACUACGUUGCCCGUGUCAAUUCUCUGGAGAUAGAGGAGUGGUUCUUCAAGGGCAUCAGCCGGAAGGAUGCAGAGCGCCAACUCCUGGCCCCGGGCAACAUGCUGGGCUCCUUCAUGAUCCGGGACAGCGAGACCACCAAAGGAAGCUACUCUUUGUCGGUGCGAGACUACGACCCCCAGCAGGGGGACACGGUGAAACAUUACAAGAUCCGGACCCUGGACAGUGGGGGCUUCUACAUCUCUCCACGGAGCACCUUCAGCACCCUGCAGGAGCUGGUGGCUCACUAUAAGAAGGGGAGUGAUGGCCUCUGCCAGAAGCUGACGGUGCCCUGCGUGUCCUCCAAGCCCCAGAAGCCAUGGGAGAAGGAUGCCUGGGAGAUCCCGCGGGAAUUACUCAAGCUAGAGGAGAGACUUGGAGCCGGGCAGUUUGGGGAAGUCUGGAGGGCCACCUACAACAAGCACACCAAGGUAGCCGUGAAGAUGAUGAAGCCAGGGAGCAUGUCUGUGGAGGCCUUCCUGGCGGAGGCCAACCUGAUGAAGACUCUGCGGCAUGAUAAGCUGGUGAAGCUGUAUGCAGUGGUCACCCAGGAGCCCAUCUACAUCAUCACGGAGUUCAUGGCCAAAGGAAGCCUGCUGGACUUCCUGAAAAGUGUAGAGGGCAGCAAGCAGCCAUUGCCAAAGCUCAUCGACUUCUCAGCCCAGAUUGCAGAAGGCAUGGCCUUCAUCGAGAAGAGGAACUACAUUCACCGAGACCUCCGAGCCGCCAACAUCCUGGUCUCUGCGUCCCUGGUAUGCAAGAUUGCCGACUUUGGCCUGGCGCGUGUCAUCGAGGACAAUGAAUACACUGCCCGGGAAGGGGCCAAGUUCCCCAUAAAGUGGACAGCUCCUGAAGCCAUCAACUUUGGCUCUUUUACCAUCAAGUCAGACGUCUGGUCCUUUGGUAUUCUGCUGAUGGAGAUCGUCACCUAUGGCCGGAUCCCUUACCCAGGGAUGUCAAACCCUGAGGUGAUCCGGGCACUGGAGCAUGGAUACCGGAUGCCUCGACCUGAGAACUGCCCAGAGGGACUCUACAGCAUCAUGACGCGCUGCUGGAAGAACCGCCCCGAGGAGCGGCCCACCUUCGAAUAUAUCCAGAGCGUGCUGGAUGACUUCUACACGGCCACCGAGAGCCAGUACCAACAGCAGCCAUGAUGGGUGGGACCCGGGCAAGGCCAGGUACCCAGCUGAUGCCCAAGUGGUGGGUCCCGCGCCCUCUGCCUGGCACCUGCUUGCCCCUCCCACUCCUGGACACCCACCCUCCUCCCAGCCACAGUGCCUCAUCUGCCAAGCAGGGGGGCUGAACUGGACAGUCUCUUUUUGACUCUAGCCAUCUCCAAUCUGUCAUCCUCAGGAGAGCCAAAGCUGAUAUUUCUUCUCGUGCCUGGGACAGCUGGAUUCCGGUUACAGCUGUGGUUUGGAUGGGAAACUUUAAAAAAUCAUGAAAUAAAUAUUUAAAUAAAAGAUA